AUGGCGAACUACGGAUGGCUGUACGGACUCAUCGCGACGUACGGAUGCGCAUCGGGUGGAGCGGCGUGGUUCGCGUACGCGCGGAACAAGGCGGCGGCGAACGACGCCGGGGACGCGAUGCGUAACCACUUCGGGGCGGGACGGGGUUUAGGCGGCGUCGCGCUCUUCUUCACCCUGUCCGCCUCGCUCUUCUCGGCGUAUUCCGUGGAAGGGAUCGCCUGGGAGGCGUGGUUCAAGGGAUGGUUCGCUACUCGAUGGAUUCCCGCUGGGGUCGGGGUGUACAUGGCGUUUCUCGUGCUCGCCCCGAGGUUGCACGCGCUCGGAAAGGCGCGAGGGUACCUGACGCUAAGCGAGGUCGUGUACGAUCGGUUUUCGGCGCCGAACUCUCGGUCACAGCUCACCGCGCACGCCUUGAGAGUGAUAACCUGGGGAUGCCUGUUACUUCCGAUUUUCACGUAUCAAAUUUCGCAAUUCGUGUCGAUGGGCAAAAUCGUCGAGGCGUUCACGGCGGGAGCCAUUGGAGAGACAGGCGGGAUCUUGAUCUUCGCCCUCAUCAUGAUCGUUGUCGAAGUCGUCGGUGGUCUCCGCGCCGUCGCGUAUACUGACGUCAUUCAAGGGGUCAUGCUCAUCGCUGGCUCGUUGAUCUUCUUCAUCGCCAGCGGUGUUGAGUUCGGUGGGUUGAAGCGGGCAAAGGAGUACUUCGUCGAGAUUGACAAGUUCCAAAAGAUCCCGAAGACGGAUGGAUCUUGGUCGAUAAUCUCCUACACCUCUUUCACACUCCGAGUGGCGGUGGCGGCGACCAUGUUUCCACAUCUUGCGAUGCGACUGUUCGUCGCGAAGGAUCGAAAGAUGCUUCAACGCGGGUUGGCCGGGAUGAACUUUACGUUCUUCUGGGUCCAGCUAUCCACCAUGAUCGCCGGUUGGACCGCUGUGUACGCGCUUCGCGGUCAGACUGGUCUGGCGGACAUCGUCAAUCAGCAGUCUAUAUUCGGUAAACUUGCACUUCAGCUGAAGAAUGCGAGCGCGUUUGGCGACUUCGCAGCGUCGCUCUUGGUACUCGCAGCCUUCGCCGCAAUGAUCUCCACCGCUGACUCUGGUUUGCUGGCCUUCAGCACGAUGUUCAUUCGGGAUAUUUACGAGCCGUACGCUCAGAAGAUUUUCGGUCCCAAGGCACCAGUCGAUCCGAGCGCUCUCCGAGUCGUCGGUCUCAUAUCUUCUCUCUCUGCGCUCGCCAUUGGUCUAUCGCUGUCCAUCUUGAACAUCCGAGAGGGCAAGCCUGACAUCACCGGUCUGUUCUCUAUCCAAACUGUCACGCCGAUUCACGCCAUCCCAGCCGUCUGGGGCGGUCUGCACUUGCACUGGUUAUCGGGUGAGGCUGUCUUGGCCGGAAUGGUUGCUGGGAUUGUCUCCGGUUUGGCCUUCGUCCUGGACACUGGGUUCAACGUCAAGAGGAACCUCGGUCUCGACGAGCACUCGAGCGGAUGGAACACGUGUGUCUUCGCCUUUUUGAUCAACAUCGGAGUCGUCUUGGCGUACACCAUGGUCGAGAGGUUCGUAUUAGCGCCCAGCGCUGCGUCACCAGUCGUCGAGAAGAACUCCGAAUCGAAGGGCGGUCGAGGUCGUCCGCUCUUCAUCGGUAAGAAGGUUGACAAGAUGCUCUCCAACCCGAUUCCGUGGUUCUUUAUGAUGCUCACCCUUCUCGCGGCAUGCCCGUUCUGGUAUGGUCCUGAUUCGAAGGUGAAAUACGUCGGAAGCAUGGCAACUUGGGCGUUCACGAGCCUGUUCUUCUCCUUCGUUCUCGCGAUGGAAGUCUCCCUGAUGUAUAUCUUCAGGUGGGAAGACUUUGAACUGCCCGAAGAAAACGAAGAUGCGCCAACCAAGGGCGCGGCAGGCAAAGUCUGA
This is a messenger RNA of Ostreococcus tauri, 1902 nucleotides long. RefSeq names its product Sodium/solute symporter. Gene Ontology annotation, biological process: transmembrane transport. The transcript has a single exon. NCBI's taxonomy places the organism in Eukaryota, Viridiplantae, Chlorophyta, Mamiellophyceae, Mamiellales, Bathycoccaceae. The record is from RefSeq and is a predicted model, not a curated record. The coding region runs from base 1 to 1902 and encodes 633 amino acids. Gene Ontology annotation, cellular component: membrane. Gene Ontology annotation, molecular function: transmembrane transporter activity.